This is a messenger RNA of Lathyrus sativus (Indian pea), 627 nucleotides long. The record is from the annotation of a GenBank genome assembly. Lineage: Eukaryota; Viridiplantae; Streptophyta; Magnoliopsida; Fabales; Fabaceae.
AUGUCUGUAAUCACAAUACAAUCUCCAAAACAUUGUGCAACAAAACAAGUACUCAAAAUAGAUAGAAACUACAAGAAAAUCUUGUUUGUUUUCUCAUCAUUUUUCACCACAAUACUCCUACUCAUACUUCUCAUCUAUCUCAUCCUCAAACCUUCAAAACCUCAAUUCUCUCUUCAAGAACUUGAGAUCUAUCAACUAAACCUCACAGGACCAAUCCUCAACUCAUCAAUCCAACUCACUCUCCUCUCCAAAAAUCCAAACCAAAAAGUUAGCAUUUACUACGACGAGUUUCAAGUUUAUGCAACUUACAAGAAUCAACAGAUAACCAGUGAUUCAUUUGUGCCACCCUUUUACCAAGGACAACAAGAGAUCAAUCUUCUGUCAUCUUCUUUGAUAGGAAAUGGUUUACCUGUUGCUCCUUCCAUUGGUUAUCAAAUGGGUCAUGAUCAAGCUUCUGGAAGAUUGGUUUUGAAUCUUAAAGUUAAUGGAAAACUUCGUUGGAAAAUCGGAACUUGGGUUUCUGGUCGUUACAGGUUUAAUGUUAACUGUGUUUCUGUUGUGGCUUUUGGAAUUGGAACUUCCAUGAAUGUCCCUCCUAUGACUUCUCAGUGUUCUACCGUAAUAUAA